GAGAAAGGCUCCGACCGCUGCCAGUCACUAGGAAGCUGCUGCCGGCUGGAUCCCAAGCAAUCAACGUGUCGGCUCGCGAUCGAUGCGUCGACGGGCGAAAAGGAAGAGGUAAAAGUCGUGGCGCGUUGAUCCAGAGUUUCCUUCAUUCUCGAUAGCACCCAACACAACAUUCGUACCCGGACAACAACAUCACGCGGCCUGCCCUCACAUCACCCACGCAAUGUCGGGAGAUAUUUCCGCCUUGUCUCAGUACCAGAUUCGGAGGUUUUUUAAGGAAAACACCUUUGUCUCGAAAGAGCAAUGCAACGAGCAGGCCCGACGGCUAGCUGGCAGGCCCGUCACCCCAACGCCGAGCCAGGGUGGCACCAGUUACACCCUUGAAGGUGGGGACGUUGUCGUCCAAUUCCGCGCUCCAAAUUCCCCUCUGGAUAUGGGUUUUCUCCCAAGUAUCAAACAAGCCUAUGGGGACUUUGUACCAAGCCACACGUACCACGGUAGCUUUGGCAGUCUCAUCGUCUAUUCGAUGAGCAAUAUGGGGGGACACUGCAUGUACCUAGCUCGAACCGAGCUGCAGAAGGAUGGCUGCCACCUCCUGCGAUCCACCUUGGACGACUUGGCAAGAUUCUUCGCCUCGGCGUAUCACAACACGCCCGCCGACAUGGCACGCCCAGGUGCCGACCAGCUGUUCAGCGAGUACAAGUCGCAGCUCCGGCAGCUGCGCGAGGGGCUCCCUCGGCGCUUUCGCUCGAAGCUCGACACCAUCAUCUCCCAGCUCCCGAUUCUCUUUGACGAGGACUGGCCGGUCACGCCUCAUCACACCAAUCUCCUCGACAACAACAUCCACGUGGUCAAAAGCACGGGUAGGAUGUCUGGCGUCUGCGGCUGGAGAGGCGCCGUGGCUGGUCCGUUUGGCUUGUCACUAGGCGGGGUCGAGACCAUGCUCGGGGUCCGGACCACAUCUGGGGACUUUUGGCGCUACCACGACAAUCACGAGGAGCUCCGAGAUCAUUUCUAUGAUAGGUUCUACCACCAUGUGGGAAAUGUGUCUGACGUGGACAAGCAGCGCAUCGAGGUUGCAAGACUGGUUGGCCUCUUCCUGGCCAAUGGCUUCUGGAGGGGAAGGCCGGCCACAGAGAACAGCGAGGACUUGCGUUUCCUCGGUGCCGUCGUUCUCAGAUAA
Gaeumannomyces tritici R3-111a-1 is the source of this 1180-nucleotide messenger RNA. RefSeq lists its product as hypothetical. NCBI's taxonomy places the organism in Eukaryota, Fungi, Ascomycota, Sordariomycetes, Magnaporthales, Magnaporthaceae. The transcript is spliced from 3 exons. The coding region runs from base 221 to 1180 and encodes 319 amino acids. The record is from RefSeq and is a predicted model, not a curated record.